CCGAGUCAUUCGGUGCUCUUUCUCGAGGUAUUUUACGUACAAGUGUCGUAUCAAGAGUGUUCCAACAAUUUUACUCGUUAUGUGAACACUAUUUGUAUAUGUAUAUGAACGUAUAUAAACUGACGCGUGCGCUCAAACGUGCACUUUCUUUAACUUUUAACACGUUGUUACAUAUUUAUUUUGCAUAUUUCCUGUACGUAACUUUGGUCCUCUGAACAUCGUGAAAAAUAGAUGUGCACGUACGUGAAUUUUACAAACCUAUUCGCUACGCCUAGGAUCGGAAGAUUUAAAGUGACGUCAAAGAGGAUGCAAAUUUCUAUUCUUUGCAAAUUUUCAUUCUCAUUUUGAUCUAUCCACAACGAAUUGAAUGAGUUUCGUGCAAUGGCAAAUUCAACGUUGAUCGAGUUAGUGGCAUACAAGAAUAAAAUCAAAGAUUUGAGAAUGACGCAGGAAAUAAAGACGACGAUGUAUAUCGCGCUUAAGACGGGCCGUUUGUAGCUUUUGUACUUUUAUUUUGAAACUGGAACGCGUCGAUAGAAUUUGACUAAAUGUCGACGAAGGCAGAAGGACCAUCAUCUCCAAGACAAUUCUUCGCGCGAAUUUAUGGACACCUCGAAGCGAAAAAGGUCGAUGAUACCGAUAAUGAUCACGAAGAAACACCUAAGCCGAAAUCAAGCUUCGACUUUACUUCGAAUAUACUUCUGUACAACAGAAACACGUUAGAUGCGGACAAUUCGUGCAAUUCUUCGAACGAUGAAGUUAUACAAGUAAUGGGCAUAAAAGAAAGAUCCACGGAACGAGGCGGGAAACAGAAUAGCAAUGAAACGAACGUGUUAACGAAUGACAAGGAGAAGAACUCGAAUUUCUUUAAUUUAAGAUUACCAUUGUUUCACGAACUUCAUCAAUCCGGACCUACUAAUAAUCCUGUAUUUUUAUCUCAAGUUGCAUAUCCGUCUGCGCUUCCGCCGCAUUUUCAUAAUUUACCAUAUUUCCCAACUUCGGAACACCAUUUGCAAGGAUUCUCAGCUUUCUUAGCUCGGAAAAGGAGGAAAGAGGGACGACCACGAAGGCAAAGAACCACUUUCAGCGGGGAACAAACAUUGAGAUUGGAAGUUGAAUAUCGUAGAGGAGAAUAUAUUUCUAGAGGACGAAGAUUUGAGCUUGCUACAUCUUUACAUCUUACAGAAACGCAGAUAAAAAUUUGGUUCCAAAAUCGUCGUGCAAAAGAUAAAAGGAUAGAGAAGGCACAACUUGAUCAAUAUUAUCGAAACUUCGCAAUUUCCAGUGGAAUGAUAAAUUUGCCAAUUUAUGGUCGAAGUGGAUUCUGUGAAUUCUGUUUUUAUAAAAAGACUUUUGGAUCUGCAAGCAGUCACUCCUGUACUUCGACGAGUCCUGUUACCGGAACUUUUACAAAACCACAAUGUAAUGAAAGUGAAAUAUCAGAUAGUAGAUCAAAUGUACUAUUUUCUGUUUGAAGUUGGAAAAACUAAAUUUUCUACUACAAGCUAUUAACAAAUAUGUACUAAGCUUCAAUAGAACAUAUUAUAUUUGUGUUUUAUAAAUAAGUUACGGUAAAUAAUUGUAAGUAUUGUAAGAAUUAAUGUAUUAUUUUGUGCAAAUCCGAUAUUAAACUUAAUAUUUUAAAUUUAAAACAAUUGCAAUCCACUGUAAAAAGAUUAGUAGCAAAUAUGCUAAAAAAAUUUGCCAAAAUAGAAAAUCCUAGUAUUGUUAAAAAAUGUUAACAAUUCAGAUAUAAAUUAAAAUACAGUAAUAAAAUGUGUAUAAUACAAGCGAUUUGACAGAUAACAAUGUAUUAAUUCAAAUAAUCUUUAAAUGCGUUGAAUUGCACAUUAAAAUACUAUCUUUUUAUACAUAUACUGGCGACAUAUAGCAUAUUGCUACGUAUUAUUAAAUGGUCACUUAAAAUGUAACCGUAAUUUGUAACAAUAAAUAAUAGUAAUACAAACAUUGUAAUAUUUUUUCAUUAUUUCAAGAUCAAACGCAGGAAGAUAUAACAUAUUCCAAGAGAAACAUGACAGAAAGGUAGAAGGGUAUACAUGAAGAAGAACAACCACAUACUGAAAAAAGGUUUAUUACAUUAGAAAAGUUUCCCAAAUUACAUUGCUGAAAAUUAAUGUAAAUAAUUAGUUUUUUUAUAAUACAUAAUAAUUUAAUAAUUACGUUAUUUAACAUCUUUCUUACAAUAUUAAUAAACAUGCUUAAUGAACCAACGAGUAAUCAAACUAUAAAAGUUUGUUACUCAUCUUUAGGAUCUAGCUAAUUUUCUUUCACCCCUUGUUAUUUUAUUCCAGUCUAAAAGUUGAAAAUUGAUUAUUUUAUAUUAUUUUACUUGUGCAAAACAUUAGUUUAUGUAAAAUAGAUGUUUCGUAAGAAAACCACUAAUCUGUAAUACUUAACUAUUUAUUUUUUUCAAAAUUAUGAUAAAAAAUAUAAAGAAUAAGAUUUUAUAAUAAAGAUUUUACCUUUUGCAUAUUUUUCUCUUUUAUAUUGAAUUUCAUUAUCCAUUUAAAUAUCAAUGCCUUAACAUUCUGUAAUAUUCUUGUACAUUUAGUUUACUCUCUGCAAUAAAUAAUCUUUAAGAUAUAAAUAACAAAAAAAUAUAUUUCAAAAAGUUAUGACUUACUUGUUCCAAUUUGUAACAUUUGUUAAUUUUUUAAAUUGGACACUUAUUUUUUUAUAAGAGCAUGUAAUUUCAUAAAACUUACUCCUUAUUGGUCCAUAACUUAUUUCCUUUCUAAAAGACUAGUUAUAAUAUAUUAUAUUACAUAAACUUCUCAAGGGAUAAGCCUGUCACAUUCAAUAAUGGUAAAAUUAAUUUCAAAUUUAGGCACCAAGACUAUGACAUGUCCACAUACUGCAUAUAACUCAAUUAUACUGCACAGAACAGCAUAAAUUUGUUAUGUGACUUUUUAAAUAUAUUAGGUAACUAUUAAUUUCUAUAUAAAAAAUUUAGAUUUGUUUCCCUUAUUUUUUGUACCAUUAAUAUAAUGUACGUUGUAUAAUUAUGAUAAUUUUGAGUGUUAAAUAUUAUAAUAGUAUAAUUGUAAAAUUAAAAAAGCAGUCGAUUUCAACUUACCUCCUAUGACGAGUGACAACGGUAGCUGUGACACGGAGCGCUC
Messenger RNA from Bombus huntii, 3140 nucleotides. RefSeq names its product homeobox protein rough (gene ro). The transcript has 4 exons. NCBI's taxonomy places the organism in Eukaryota, Metazoa, Arthropoda, Insecta, Hymenoptera, Apidae. Gene Ontology annotation, molecular function: DNA-binding transcription factor activity, RNA polymerase II-specific; DNA binding. Gene Ontology annotation, biological process: regulation of DNA-templated transcription. The record is from RefSeq and is a predicted model, not a curated record. Bases 549 to 1475 code for a protein of 308 amino acids.